AUGGUUAGAGUACUCCCAGAGACUUUCAAGCGGUUGCAGAGCGAUCCCACCUGUGUGCGGAACAUAUGUAUUGUUGCACAUGUGGAUCAUGGUAAGACAUCGCUGGCUGACUCACUGUUGGCCUCCAACGGUAUUAUCUCCCAGAGACUGGCCGGUAGAGUGAGAUACUUGGAUGCCAGACCAGACGAGCAGUUGCGUGGUAUCACGAUGGAGUCAUCUGCCAUUUCACUUUACUUCAGAGUGCUGCAUAAGCAAGAAGGGAAAGAUGAACCCCUGGUCAAUGAACAUCUGAUCAACUUGAUUGACUCGCCGGGCCAUAUUGACUUCUCAAGUGAAGUGAGUGCUGCCUCGAGACUAUGUGACGGUGCUGUUGUGCUGGUUGAUGUAGUGGAGGGUGUUUGCUCUCAAACAGUCACUGUGCUGAGACAAUGUUGGACAGAAAAGCUGAAACCAGUGCUGGUACUGAAUAAGAUUGAUAGACUAAUCACAGAACUACAAUUGACACCUAUGGAGGCGUACAUCCACCUAAACAAGACUAUUGAACAAGUUAACUCCGUCAUUGGUUCAUUCUUCGCUGGUGAGAGACAGUUAGAUGAUUUGUCCUGGAGAGAAAGGCUUGAAACCAACGCCAACGCAGAAUUCAUUGAAAAGGAUGACUCCGAGAUUUACUUUACACCAACGGAUAAUAGGGUGAUCUUUGCCUCUGCAGCAGAUGGCUGGGGUUUCAACAUUGGACAACUAGCCAAAUUCUAUGAAAAGAAAAUGGGCGCCAAAAGAGAGAACUUGCAGAAAGUCCUAUGGGGUGAUUUUUACAUGGAGCCAAAGACCAAGAAAAUAAUCACUAAUAAAAACCUGAAAGGAAGAAAUCUAAAGCCUCUAUUUGUUUCAUUGAUACUCGAUAACAUAUGGAAGAUAUAUGAAAAUGUUAUUAUGGAAAAGGACCUCGAUAUGGUAGAGAAGUUUACCAAAAUUCUAGACGUGACCUUAACUGCCCGUGAUCUAAGAACUAAAGAUGAUAAACAACUACUAAGACAGAUUAUGGGCCAGUGGCUACCUGUAAGUACAGCUGUUCUACUAACUGUGAUCGAAAAAUUGCCUUCACCACUAGAGUCACAAUCAGAGAGGCUAGAUGUCAUAAUUGGUAAGGAAUAUGAAAAAGAGGAUGUUGACGAAGACUUGAUCAAAGAUAUGAAGGAAUGUAAUAGAAAUGGUCAAUUAUGUGCAUAUGUAUCCAAGAUGUUAUCGAUCCCAAGAGAUGAAUUACCUCUUGAGGACAAUAAGAACAUGACAGCAGAUCAGAUAAUUGAAAGAAAUAGGAGAGCUCGUGAAGUGGCGAUGAAUGCAGCUAAAAGAGCAGAAAUGCUAGAAAAAUCAAAAGAUAACUCAACUGAAGAGGACCUAUAUGCAAGGGCUAAAGAGACGAUCAUAACUCCAGAGUUAGAUUCAGGAACUGAAAACAAAACCAAAAACGAUACUUUCCAGAUUGUUACGGCACCUGCUGCUCCUCUAGAUCUUGGCUUUGAAUAUGAGGAAGAUCCUGAAGCUGUGUCAGAUGAUGAUUCAGAUACAAAUGGCGAUGCUAUUCCUGAAUUUGUCCCAGGUGAAAUCGAUCCUAACGAUCCGCUCAGCUCUAUGUUUGAAUAUGAAGAAGAAGACCCAUUUUCUACCGGUGCUACUUUAGCGGAAACACAUUUCGAACCUGUCUCUUUAGAAGAGUUAAAGGAUGACGAUAUUUUUGAUGAAAAGGACGAAGUUCUAAUCGGAUUUGCAAGGAUAUACAGUGGUACAUUAGAAGUUGGACAAGAAAUCUCAGUCAUAGGUCCCAAGUAUGACCCAAAAAAUCCUACUGAGCAUAUACACACAACAACAAUUACCAAGCUGUAUUUAUUUAUGGGUAAGGAACUAGUAAGCUUAAACUCUUGUCCUUCUGGUAAUAUUGUGGGUAUUGGAGGUUUAGCUGGAAAAAUCAUUAAAAAUGGUACUAUUGUAGGUAACUCUGCAAAGGGCUUAAACCUUGCAGGAGUAAACUUACACUCCACACCUAUUGUUCGUGUUGCGAUUGAACCAUCAAAUCCUAUGGAGAUUAAUAAACUAGUCAGAGGUCUAAAAUUACUGGAUUUAGCUGAUCCAUGUGUGAAUAUUGAGGUUGAAGACUCUGGUGAGCACAUUUUAUGUACAGCUGGUGAACUGCACUUGGAAAGGUGUUUGAAGGAUUUGAAAGAAAGAUUUGCUGGUAUUGACAUCACACAUAGUGAACCUGCUAUCCCAUACAGAGAGACAUUUUUAAAUGUAUCAGGAAUGAAUCCACCAAAGAAUCCGGAACUUGGAAGAUCUGUUAUUGAGCUAAAACUAGGAAAAUACAGAAUGUCCUUUAGAAGUAUCCCACUAUCAGAUGAAAUAACCAACUUUUUGACACAUCACGAGAGAACGAUUGCCAGAAUUGUAUCCUCUAAGUCAGCUAAUGAGAACAUUGAGGAACAGAUACUGGAUGAAGAUACAUUUUGGAAAAAAUUGGGGUCACUAUUUGAAGAAAGCGAAGGAACUGAAGAAUUAGUUAGUUAUAUGGACAAGAUAGCAGCGUUUGGUCCAAAAAGAAUUGGUGCAAAUAUUUUAGUGUCCAAUAAUGGUAUUCUUGGAAAUGUCAAACAACAUGAGGCCCCACAGUUCGAAUACUCAGAUUCGAUAAUAAAUGGUUUUCUAUUAUCUGUGAAUGAGGGUCCAUUAGCAAACGAGCAAGUCCAAGGAAUGUGCGUUGUGUUGGAAGAUAUUCACGAGAUGACAGAAAAUGAAAUUUCAGAGAUAGAUGACCCACAUUAUCAGGUCGAUGAGCCAAAUCUCUCUGGUAGAUUGAUUACAACAACUAGAGACUGCAUUCAUAAGUCAUUUUUGGACUGGUCACCACGUAUAAUGUGGGCAAUGUAUACAUGUGAUAUUCAAACGUCAGUGGAUGUUCUUGGUAAAGUAUACGCCGUUGUGCAACAAAGACACGGUAAAAUUAUAUCAGAAGAAAUGAAAGAAGGUACACCAUUCUUCCAGAUUAUUGCUAGAAUCCCUGUUGUCGAGGCCUUCGGUCUCAGUGAGGACAUCAGAAAGAAAACUUCGGGUGCAGCUCAACCUCAGCUAGUCUUUGAUGGAUAUGAAAGUAUAGACCUGGAUCCAUUCUGGGUACCAACCACAGAGGAAGAAUUGGAAGAAUUAGGUGAAACGGCAGACAAGGAAAAUAUUGCGCGUGCUCAUAUGAAUAACAUUAGAAGACGCAAAGGUCUAUUUAUUGAAGAAAAGGUGAUCCAAAAUGCUGAGAAGCAAAGAACUUUGAAGAGAAAUUGA
Molecule: messenger RNA, 3327 nt
Organism: Nakaseomyces glabratus
Lineage: Eukaryota; Fungi; Ascomycota; Saccharomycetes; Saccharomycetales; Saccharomycetaceae
Gene: RIA1
Product: GTPase RIA1
Biological process (GO): cytosolic ribosome assembly
Cellular component (GO): cytosol; ribonucleoprotein complex
Molecular function (GO): GTPase activity; ribosome binding; GTP binding
Source: RefSeq, a predicted model, not a curated record